AUGGCAUGGAGAAUUCUGUCAGCUCUUCUUGUCGUAAGUUGCUGCACUGAUUUGGAAGUCGCCAAAUCCAUUAAUCAGGACAUCCAUCUGGACAUGAUGAAAUGGGCACUUGGCAUGCUUGCUAUCACAAUUGAAUAUGUUUUUGAGGAUCUGAAGCUUCAGAAACCAAAUUGGUGGUACCAUAAUGGGGUGCUGAAGCGAAUCACAAAUGUCCUACUCAAUUUUUUCAGGGCCAACAGCACAAGCAAAAAGACAAUAUAUCAGGCGUCUUUCAUAAGAGCUUGUGCCCUGUUUGGUUUGAUUUCCAAAGGUGAAUAUUGGAUUUAUUGGGCUCAUUGUGAUGAGUUCAUCAACAGUUUGUCCGUGGAGUGCACAGCUACAGAGAUGAAGGAAGCCAAUACACUCUUCAAAGUGGUGAUAUCUGAAAAAAGUGAAGACUAUGCUGAGGAUGCCUAUACAAGGGAUGCACAACUGGCCGCUAAAAUCACGACAAUUGUUGAAGAAGCACGGAAUUCUGGAGCUCUUCACUCUGUGAUCCCGGAAAGAGGUACGGGUAUCAGUGAAGCUGGCCUUUGGGUUGUCAUACAGGACCUUGUGAGUCCCUCAGGCUUGGCAAUGAACAACAAAAUUGUUCUGGUCUGCAUGGAUGGGUUGGAAGAUGGCAGAGUUGCUGUGAAAGUUGACGGAAUCAUCUCACCAAAGCGGAUCAAACCCAGAAAUCUACGGCUGUACCCAAUGCCAGAGAACGUGGUGGCUCUCAUUUCAAGCAUGGAGGAGGUUGACCAGUGGAAGUAUGUGAGAGUGAUGAUUGACUUGAAUAAAACCAAUCUGACAUUUAAAAAUAUAGGCAAUCGGCGAUCAACAUAA
Seminavis robusta is the source of this 867-nucleotide messenger RNA. The record is from the annotation of a GenBank genome assembly. NCBI's taxonomy places the organism in Eukaryota, Bacillariophyta, Bacillariophyceae, Naviculales, Naviculaceae.